This is a messenger RNA of Cladocopium goreaui, 1677 nucleotides long. The record is from the annotation of a GenBank genome assembly. NCBI's taxonomy places the organism in Eukaryota, Dinophyceae, Suessiales, Symbiodiniaceae.
AUGCGGCGAAAUGACAUUCUGCAAUGGUUGCGGGCGAACGAAAUUAUCAUUGAUGAUGAUGAUGCGCAGUUGACAGAUGAACAUGGGCUUUCUGCAGAGAGUCGUGGCCAACCUCUACAGCAUGAUCAGCAAGAACAAAUUUCUUCGGAGGAGAACUGCGUCGGUGGUGAUCAGCAUGAGAAUGAGGAUCCUGAGUUGAGUGGUGAACAGCGUUUUUUGGCAGAGGGUAAUGACCCACCUCCACAGCAUGAUCAGCAGGAACGAGCCUCUUCUGAGGAGCCUGGCCUUGGUGAUGCUCAGCAUGCACUUUCUCAGUCGCCUGGGGAGCGUAGCAUUGGUGAUCAUCAAUGCGAAGAGCUUGAGUUGACUGAUGCAGAGCGACCUUCUGCAGAUGUUAGUGACCAAUCUCAACAGCAUGAUCAGCAGGAACAAGUCUCGCCUAAUGAGCGCGGCCUUGGUGAUGCUCAGCAUGAAGGUUCAGAAUUGCCUGAUGCUCCGCCAGGUAUGGGUGAUGCAGAUAAUCAAAAUGAUGCUGAGUUGACUGAUGAACAGGGACCUUCCAGCUCCAGCUCCUCACGGUCAUCGUCGGAAGUGGAAGCGGAAUCCGAAGAUGAAUGCCCCUUGCACGACCGUGUUGACAAUUACAGAAGUGCGGCCAAAGAUGAUCGCAGACAAGUCUACAUGUGGACCUAUGCCCGAGCACCAGAGAUGAGCCGAGAAGAUGUUGCAACCGUCAUUACGAAUGCCUAUGCUGCAGCAGGUGUGCAGAUUCUCCACUACUCGGUGUUUCGUGAGCAUCACCCGACCUCCCGGUCUGAGCUAGAGCGGCAGUUCCAUUUCCAUAUCAUCGUAGAGAGCGAUGAGAGACACCGAUGGCGAGCAAUUGCGCGGGUUCUUCGAAGCCAAGACCGCCCCAUGCACUGCUCGGCGGCCGGCUCCGGCCGUUCGGUCUACUGGGGUGCAUUUGCUUAUUGUUAUGUGCCCAGUGCCAAGAAGCCUCGGGAACACUUAGACACUUGUUACCUCUUGAGUCGUGGGCAUCCAGACAUUUUGCAACGGCUUGUGAAAGACAGACGUCCAAAGCGUGUGAAGCCAUUGGAGCUUGGAAAUGUUCUUCGACAACAAGAGAUUCGAUCCUUGGAUGCUUUCUAUGCCUUUGCAAAAAGGCAGGCGGAUGGUGGCGACGAUCGGUGGUUGAGCGUGGCCUAUGGGACGCAGGCGAAAAGACUGCAGGAACAGAUUGCUGCUGUUUGGGCUGUCGAAACCGCAGGCAGAAGAUUGGAGGACUUGAACUGGCUCCGCUUUGACCGAGAUGCAUCUCAUUUUGACAUCCUUUCUCAAGGUCUGCGCCACACUUGCUCUUGCAACGGCCGCGCCAUUCCUGGAUGGAACUUUUUGCUGGAGCACAACGGCAUUGCCAUUGCGGACUACCGGGACUCCAUUGUGCGCUUGUUCCAGUCUGGUGGAGGAAAAGGAAUGAAUCAUUUCUACUAUGGUGCUCCUUCGUCUGGGAAAACCGCAUUGACGCGGCCAAUCCUAGCUCUUUUCAAGCAAUAUGUCAUGUUGAAGCCGCAAGUGGCAACAUCCUUCCCAUUGCACCCCUCAUCGGAAAGAAGGCCUUGGUUUGGAACGAUUUCCGGUUCCCACAUCCGCCACUGUCCUGGGGUGACCUCCUGA